Molecule: messenger RNA, 1737 nt
Organism: Cryptococcus deneoformans JEC21
Lineage: Eukaryota; Fungi; Basidiomycota; Tremellomycetes; Tremellales; Cryptococcaceae
Product: GTPase inhibitor, putative
Exons: 4
Coding region: 19-930 (303 amino acids)
Biological process (GO): protein folding
Cellular component (GO): cytoplasm
Source: RefSeq, a predicted model, not a curated record
CAACAAGAACCGCACUGGAUGAUUCUCGCAACCUCAACUCUUCCUUCUCUCACCUUCUACCGCAAAAUGGUCAACCCCGACGAAGACACUGAGUUCAACGAUGCCCUUCGUCGACAUGGCAUCCUUCCUCCAAAGCCUCCAUCACGCUCCCCAUCCCCAGACAUUCCCCACAUAACCCACACCGACGCUGUCCGUGCAGUCGCUGCCACAGCAGAUGCAGACCAACUCGUGACACUUAUUGAAGGCGAUAAUCUCGAUUCAGACGACGAACGUAUGUUUGAAGAGUACAAGAGAAAAAGACUGCAUGAAAUGAAGAAGGAAGAGAAGAAGGGACGAUUCGGCAGUAUGGAACCCCUAGCACGAGAGGACUUUGUCAGGGAGGUCACGGAGGGGAGCAAAGUGGACCCCAAUGGAGAACAGAUUGAAGACCAAGGUGAUGAUGACGAAGAAUCUUCUCCACGAUUAAAGGGGACAGGUGUAGUCGUCUUUUUAUUCAAAGACUCUGUACCUUUAUCCCAACAUCUUCAGCCCCUUUUAAAUCAAGCGGCUGCCGCCCAUCCAUCCACAAAGUUCUUAUCAAUCCCAGCAGGACUUUGCAUCCCUAAUUACCCAGACAAAAAUGUACCCACUCUGCUUAUUUAUAGAAACGGAGAGAUGGUUGGAAAUGUCGUGGCAGGUAUGGGCUUGAAAGGGAUGAAGACCACAGUGCGCGAUCUGGAAGGGUUGCUGCUUUACUUCAAAGCGGUCGAGAAACCCUCAGCUGCGCUCUUACGAUCCAACGGAGCUAAUGAACACUCAGACUCUGAUGACGAUUUCAACGACGAUAUCGGCACAGUUAACACCAGAGGAGGUGGCCUCCGAACUGGUGGUGUAGGCAUUGGCGCAGGUCGAGGCAAAGAAGACAGUGACGAUAGUGAUUUUGACAUGUAAAAGCUAUGGCUAUGCUAUCAUGUCGAGUAAGCAUGUCAAAUCCUCCGGAUUACGCUUCCACCCGAUUAAUAUCUCUUCAAACAAUCAAAAACAAAGACAUGGUCGCUUGGUAAACUCUUUCGAUGCAAGUAACACCCAGCAUCAAUAACACAUGGGCAUCUGCGGUUAUAAGGAGCAACCAAGCUCUGAAUUUUGCCAUACAUUUGUUGUACCCUGGCUGCUACAACUUAUUGAAGCCUUUCCUUAAUUUCUUUGACAAGAAAACAGCUGCAGGUACAGUAAAGAGGGUGCCACCGCGCGCGCAAUGAACCAUGAACCAUGAACAAUCUUACUGACCGCAGAACGAAGAACACCUUUGCCAGCACCUCCUAUGCGGCGCUCUGAAUCGUACUGACCAGGUACCAUAAUCCGCAUGAGCAGUCAUGCUUUGAAGGCUUACGGCUGUACUUCCUCGUAAUGGAUAGCUGAGUUACCUGAGUAUCCAAAUUCGCAGUAUUUUUGAGAUGUUCAUGGGGGUUUGGAUUUAUUUCGCUGCAACUGCUUGUUUCGGGUUGGAACCCGACACACCUACGGUGAACUUGACUGCUACCCAAAAAUAGGUCAAUGUAGUUGCUGAGCUUACAGUAAAGAGGUCAGUGAAUGAACGAAGAAGUCCUGCAGCGCCCUGCCAAUGGUCCUUGAAAGCAUUAUUUUUACUUGUCCCUACAGCGAUUGUUCACUAACAGGCUUGAUUGAAGACAAGCCAAACAUGCAAUAUGCAUCCAUCAGUUCCAGCAGAAGUUAGAACCAGCGACAUUUGAUAGGCAG